ACGGUAUUUAAAAAUGAUCUUGUAAAUUUACCUUUGCUUAGAUGGGGGGCAGUAUGCGUAACGUCGCUUGUUCUGUCUUAAGAACAUCAUGCUAGGCGCCUCCAAACCGCCAUAUUACAAGCUAAACACAUUCUUUAGGGCGUUAAAUAUAUAUCGUUGGUCGCAAGGCCGACACUGCGUGCAACCCUGCCCGGUCAGGCUUAGCCUUGGAGGCAGCUUGGCAGGAUACCGAGCACGCCCUCAAGUACUUAAGACAUGGUGCACCACAGCAAUGACAGCGACGCGAGCAGUGGGCGCGACAAACGGAGAAGGCGCUUCCUUGGGUUCCCCUUGCCCUCUCACAGCGUCACAGCCUAUCAGCUAGUGGUCUACACCAAUGUGGUGCUCUACUCCAUUUGUUGGAUGGCUCAGGUGCCCGUGCUGCCGUACCUCGUCGAGAAGCUAGGAGCGGCGGGCAGUACACAGUACGGCAGACUGCAGACCGCUUUCUCUGCCCUACAAUUCAUCGGCGGCCUCAUUUCGGGCCCCCUCAUGGACCGCUACGGCCCCCGCUUCCUGUUCGCGCUCUCCUUCGCUGCCAGCCUGUCCAGCUACGCGCUCACGGCCACCGCCACCUCCAUGGGGGGGCUCUACCUGGCGCGCCUGCCCACCAUCAUGCAGCACGCCGUACUCGCCGCACGUGCCAUCGUGACUCAGCUCUCCUCCGACUCCGACCGCGCUCGUGUGCUGGGUUUCGUUGCUGUGUCGUACAGUGUGGGUUUCACACUGGGACCCGCGGUGGGCGGCUGGCUGGGGGGCAGCGGGGGUGGCGGCAGCGGCGGAGGUGGCGGGGAGUGGCUGCAAGGCCCCGCGGUGGCUGCGGCGGUGGGGUCGGCUGUGAGCCUGGUUAGCGUGCUGCUGCUGCUGCCAGACCUACCUCCCCCGGGCUCGCCACACCCACACCCACACCCGUCCGGACACCCCCCACCUCAUCAUAGUGCUGCUGGGGAUGCCCCUACCGCCGCCAGCUGCAGCUCUGGAGCAGCGGAGGACCCGAACACGGCAGCGACAGCAGCAGCGAAGGCAGCGGCGGCAGCAGCCACUGCACAGGAAGAGGAAGGGACGGGCGCUGACGGCGGCAGCAAGGAGAGGGAGGCGGGUGCUGCGGCGCGCGAGCGGGCAGCGGGCGGUGUGGGGGCGCGGCAGAUGAUGUUGGCGUUUGUGGAGGUUUCCCGCCGCCCCGGCGUGCGCCCCCUGCUGCUGGGCAAGCUGCUGGUGGGGCUGGGGUCGGCGGUGUUCCAGUCCAUGUUCCCCGUGCUGCUCAAGCGGCAGUACGGCCUGGAUCCAAGACACAACGGACUGGUCAUGUCGUACGUGGGGGGGCUGCUGCUGGCAGGUCAGGCGCUGCUGGUGGGCCCCGUCAUCUCGACCCUGGGUGAACCCGCCACGGAGCGAAGCUGUGUGGCCGCACUGGCCGCCACCUUCCUGGCCCUGGCAGCGUCCAUCACAUCCGCCUCCUCCUCUUCCUCAUCGUCUCUUGUGGCAUCCUUGUCAUCAUCAGCAGCUGCAGCAGGAGUAGGAGCAGCAGGGGCAGCAGGAGGAGUAGCAGCAGGGGCAGCAGCAGGGGCAGCAGCAUGGGGGUCUCUGUGGCAGCUGCUGGUGCUGAUGGUGCCGUACAGUGUGGCAGGCAUGCUGUACAACAAUGCCAGCACGUCACGGCUGACCAAGGCUGUCCUUCCUCAGCAACGCGGUACCGCCCUCUCCCUGGACAUGUCUCUCAGCAGCGGUGUCCGCAUGCUGGCACCCGCCCUGGGAGCUGCAGCCGCAGAUUCGUACGGCAGCAUGGCCGUACCAGCGCUUUCCGCCGUACUCACAGGGGCAUUUCUGUUGGCCAUGCAGUUGCGGUUGGUUGAGAUUCCGGUCGCUGAGGUGGGGGGUAAGCAGAAGAAGGAGGGCGGGGAUGAAGGAAAGCAAGAGGGUGUGGCGGAGGGCGGAAAGGAAGGGAUGACAGCUGUGGGGCGGUGGGGCCUGUUGCGGCGGUGGGGCCCGAAGUGAGGGCCAGAAUAGGGUGCAGCGUCUGUUCAGUCAGGGAUAUUCCCGGAUUAAUUAAUGGGAGAACAUAUGGGAGGUCUGGAAUGAACCGAAGGCGCGGCGAACCCUAGAAGCGAACAUGUGCAUCGCAUCGCAGGUGGCAUGUGAACGUAAUGGUUCAAUCUUGCCCUGGCAUUCGGUUCUGAUGCCGGAUCUAGGUCGUACGCUCUGGCGUGAAACGCGUGCUAUGUACCUUACCGCGCGUGAAGAAUGGGUUUGAAUAUGGGUAGUUAAGAAAACUGGCCGCGAGGCGGAACGUACUGUGAUUGCCAGAGGAUGGGUAGACGACUGUCGUCCCUUGCUAUGUCUACUGCAAAGGAG
This is a messenger RNA of Astrephomene gubernaculifera, 2391 nucleotides long. Lineage: Eukaryota; Viridiplantae; Chlorophyta; Chlorophyceae; Chlamydomonadales; Astrephomenaceae. The record is from the annotation of a GenBank genome assembly.